Molecule: messenger RNA, 12069 nt
Organism: Drosophila kikkawai
Lineage: Eukaryota; Metazoa; Arthropoda; Insecta; Diptera; Drosophilidae
Gene: bchs
Product: WD repeat and FYVE domain containing 3 bchs
Molecular function (GO): metal ion binding; protein binding
Source: RefSeq, a predicted model, not a curated record
GAGAGGAGGAAAGUACGAAAAUCGUUUAAAUUUUUCACUCGCGAAACAAAAUGUAAAACAAGUGCAAUUCGCAGCCCAAUUAGUGAGAAAACACGCUGCAAGCACAAUGCAAGCGACGAACAGUGAAAACUAAGGACAUCGCAAAUCGAACACACACAGAGAUGAACGUGAUGCGCAAACUGCGCGGCGCUGCCGGAGCAGGAAGCGUCGGAGGCUCUUCCGCUGCCAACAAUGGUUCUCCCAUUGGAGGUAACAGAUCCGCCACGGAUUCCGGCUCCCCGGCAGCUGCCAAUGGAAGGGCUGGCGCCGGUGAGGAGGCCCUGCUAGAUGCCCGCAUUCAAAUGAGCCUAAGCACCCUCAAAAAGCUAUUCAAUGAAUACACUCAUCCAAAGGAACCGCUGAGCGAACAGGAGCGCGAUGGAAAGCUGUACGAGAUGCUGCCCCUCUUCUGCAAGGUCUUCAGUAGCUGUCCGGCCAACGAUAUGAGCGAAAAGUUCUGGGACGUGGUGGCCUUCUGCCAGCAGGUCUCCCGUCUGAUGGUCAGCGAGAUACGCAAGCGAGCUUCUAACCAGAGUACAGAGGCUGCGUCCAUAGCCAUCGUCAAGUUUCUGGAGGUGGAGACCACGGAGGAAACUAGUAGUGGAUGGAUGCUACUUGCCACGCUUAAUUUGCUGGCUAACGGAGAUGUGUCGUUAAUACAGGUAAUGACUGCAGCCGCAGUUCCCUCGACUCUGGUCAAGUGCCUGUACCUCUUCUUCGAUCUACCCAUUGUCGAGGACGAUGAGCCUGCGGCGGGUGGUGGAACAGUGAGCGAUUUUAAUGCCCAAGAGCGACGCACUCUGCUGCAAAAGGUGUUUGUCCAGCUGCUGGUGAAACUAUGUUCGUAUCCCUAUCCCGCCGAGGAGCUGGCACGUAUGGACGACCUGACGCUGCUCUUUUCGGCAAUAACCUCGCCGUGUCCCAUCCACAACAUUGUGUGGCGAAAAAAUGCAGCCGAAAUUCUGACCACCAUAUCGAGACACGGCUUAACCGAUGCCGUUGUUAGCUAUAUACAUUCCAAGGGCUGUAUGGCUCUCUGCGUGGACAACAUGCAACGUCUGACGUUUGGCAAUCCUUUGGAAAUCGUCGAAAUGUUCGUCACCGUGUUCUGUUUCCUCAAGGACUCUAGUCAGGUAUCCCAGAUACUAAUGGACGACUUUCGAGCAUCCCAAGGCUACGUGUUCCUCAGCGACUUUCUGCUAAAGUUCGACAACAACCGCAGCCAAUCGCUGGAGAUCCAGGCGGCCAUACGCAACCUUGUCCUGAUGAUCUCAUCGCUGUGCAUGUGCGGCUUCUAUGAGCUGCGACCACCAGCGGCCCAGUUUAAUACCGGUUUCAAGAUGCAGAACUUUCAGCUGCCACAGGCCACUUCCCGGGAAACGUGCGUCCGGAAUGUGUACGCCUUCCAGGUGCUACAGAAUGUUUUCCUCAAGUCAACCACGCCGGCUUUGUGCUGCACGAUACUAGAUGCUAUCUCGCGGGUUUACCACUCGGAGAAUGCCAACUACUUUAUCCUGGAGUCAGAACAUACACUCAGCUCCUUUGCGGAACGCAUACACCUGAAGAGCCCGCAGAUCCAGGAGAAGUUUUACGAUUUGCUGGAGUUUAUCGUCUUCCAGCUGAACUUUGUGCCCUGCAAGGAACUGAUCAGCCUGUCGCUGCUGCUCAAGCACAACCAAUCGACGGCCUGCAGUAUUUUGUGUCUGAAGACCUUGCUGAAUAUUCUGCGUCACAAUAGCGUCUUUAAGGAUGUGUACCGGGAGGUGGGCAUCCUGGAGAUCUUUGUGGGCUGCCUGACGCGCUAUGCCAGCCAUGUUCUGGAGAUCACCAAGGGUGAUGAGAACUUGGUGGUGGAACAGGCUACUGAUCAACAGGAAGUGGAUCUGCUGGACACCCUGGGCAAGCUUGUCCUGGAAGCCUUAACAAUGCUGCUGGGCGGCGGGGCCAACAACAAUGCCCAGCUUUUCCGGGAAUACAACGGCGCCAAGUGUGUCCACGAGCUGGUCAAGUUCAAGCACUGCCGCCCGCAGGCUCUGGGUAUUGUAAGAGAGUUAAUACUCUCUGCCGGCGGGGACGAUGAUAUGCUGCACAUACUCUCCCUGAUGCACAGCGUCAGCCCACUCCAAGUGGAGUUCAAGAUACAGAUACUCAACAUGCUGUUAGGCUGCUUGAAGGACUCGCAUCGCACGAGGACCGUGUUCCGCAAGGUUGGCGGCUUUGUUUACCUCACCAGCGUCUUUGUUUCCCUGGACGGGAGCAUGGCCCAGCCUCAGCCCGGGAUUCCCCAGCAGGAUCUCAUUCUCCUGCUGCAGAUUGUCUGCCAGACCCUGGCCACAGCCAUGCGCUUUGAGCCGGCCAAUGCCAAGUUUUUCCACCAGGAAAUAAGCAGCAGCUCGCUUUGCGACACGCUGCGUCUGCUGGGUUGCUUUGGAGGAGCGUCUGCCUUGCAGGAUUUCACAGGAGCCUACGAGCCGCAGCAGUCGCUGCUCAAGUAUUACCACGAGAUCUUCAGCGGGGAUAUACUGAGCGUUAGCUUCUCGGAGAACGUUCCCUAUCCCCUGUCCUAUGUGUGCAUCGUCUUCCGGCUGCUGUACAGCAUUGCUUUGGACAACUUUGAGGCUCCCAAUCUGAGCGGCAUCAUUACCCUGUUCAGCGAGCCGCCGGCACACACGCGUUCUCCAAGCAAGGAACUGGCCACGCCUGCCCAUCCCAGCCAGCUUAAUCUCACACAGCCCACUCCCGAGCCACGCAUAGUCCAUCCCGGUGUGGUGCUGUGCAUGCUCCAGCUUCUGCCCGCCGUGGAACUGGAUGCAGCUCCUCUGCAGGCAGUGCAGCUGCAGGUCUACCUCAGCGAGAUUAUCAAGUCGCUGGUGAGAAGCGAACGCAAUCAGCAGAUUAUGUGCGAUCAUGGACUGGCCGAGAAGCUGCUAAAGCUCACCCGGCGAGCUUUGGCAGAGGAGUCGCAUCCCCUGCAUGUGCCCAUGCAGUAUAUCCUGGAACGUCUGGCCGCCCAGGCUUUGCAGCCCACAGAGCUGCGGCAGUUCCUGCGCCUGGGAGAGCCACUCUCCUGUGCGGAUAUCGAUCUCCAGCAGGCUUACAAGCAAGGAGGACCUGUUCCACUGACACGCAUCAAGACUUUGGUCUCCAUGACCACGCCAAGGGACUUUCGAGCGCAUGGUUCAAGCACUUUGCCCCCUUUCGUGGAGCUGGAUAUGUCCGCCGAGGGUUUCGGUUGCCUCUACCUGCCUUCGCUGGCGCCUCAGGCCACGGCCACAGCUGGAGGAACCAUUGAUGCCAACACCAUAGGCGGCAUAGGAGCCGGUGAUCGUAUAUUUCCGCCACAAACUGGUCUCACUUACUCCACUUGGUUUUGUGUGGAAAAGUUCUCGGAUCCAAAGACAGACCCGCAUUGCGUGAGGCUGCUAACGCUGGUUAGAACCAUUCACAAUCCGCGGGAGGAGAACCUGGCUUGUCUGUCCAUUCUGCUGUCGGCAAGGGACAAGGCUAUAGUGGUGUCCACGCAGGAGACGCUAGUCACGCCCAGAAAAAGCAUAGGUGACUGGGAGCCCGAGGGUUCGGAUGAUGGCAUUGCCCGCAUCUGGUGCCCCGAUUUACUGCACGAGGGCCAGUGGCACAAUCUGGUUGUGGUGCUCAAUCGGGCUGUCCUGAAGAACUCUAGCUUGUCGCUUUACCUAGACGGUGUGCCCAUGCACACCCAAAAGCUGCACUACAUCGCUCAGCAUCCGGGAGCGAGCAGCGCCAACCUUACGUCGGCCACCCAGAUCUUUGGCUACAUUGGCACCCCACCCAUCUGGCGAAGGUACUCCCGCUUGUGCUGGAAGCAGGGCGUGUGCCACCUGCUUGAGGAUGUCUUGGCCCAGCAGACGGUGCAGACAAUCUACCAGUUGGGACCACACUACAUGGGCUCGCUGCAGGCUCCCCAGUUGGGCAAGCAGUCGGAGCCACUGGCUCCUCUAGUGCCCGAGGAUCGCGUCUUGCUGGGUCUCAAUGCCAAGGCGGUGUCCAAGCUCACGCUGGUCAAGAUCAGGAAGGUGUACAGUCGGGCGGACAACAAGAGCAUAGCCAAGCAGCUGAACAUGAAUUCGCACGAGAACGCCACGCCCAUCAAAAUCCUGCACAACUCUGCCGGUCACCUGGCUGGAGCAGGUCGUUCCCUGGGCGGCGUGGUUGUAGGCUACCUGGGCGUCCGUGUCUUCAGCCCCCAUCCCGUCUCCGCCAUGAUUGACACCGUUGGUGGCUGCAAUGUGCUCCUCGGCAUCAUUGCCAUGGCCCAGGAUGUGGAGUCCUUGUACGCCGGCGUGAAGGCUCUAACCUGCGUGGUUCGCAGCAAUCGGGCUGCCCAGGCGGAGAUGGACAGAAAGCGCUGCUACCAGACUUUGGGUAUGUUCUUCAAGAAGAAGAAACACCUGCUCAACUCACACAUCCUGCACCUGACAUUCGGCCUGGUGGGCACUGUGAACAGCCAGGAUAUGUCGGCCAUACCCAAUGUUACGGCAUUCCAGGACCUUUUGUGUGACUUGGAGAUUUGGCAUAAUGCCCCGAAUGGCCUGUUGAGAUCCCUGCUGGAGCACCUGCUGGAGCUGGUGGUGGAGUCCAGCGACAAAAAGCAGAAUAUAAAAAUUAUGCGAGAUUUGCAAUUGCUGGUGAAGCUGCUGCACAUCAUCACACAGAUCCAGGAUCACUCAACGCGCGAGAUACUCUUCAGUUUGCUGGAAACCCUGCUGGGUGGGCAACCCCGACACACGGACUUGCUACUCUUUGGUCAGUAUGUGGCCGCCAAGCUGCCACGCUCGCAGGAUGGUGGACUAGAGGCGGCAGUGCUUCUUCCUAGCAUGAAGAAUCCCAGCGACGACCAGGAUGGUGGCGUUGCCCAGAAUAUAUACCUGCGCAACCGUUGUCUCUCGCUGCUCCACGGCCUGCUCUUUACUCCACGGAAUACAGUGAAUUAUGUCAUCUGCGAUGACAUCUCCAAGACCCUGGGCAUGGACUGGCUGCUGCUCUUUAUGCAGCCACAUGUCCACUUCACCACGGUGAUCAUUGCAGUGCGCGUCCUGGUGGUGGUCUGCGCCAAUGAGAGUUUUCUGGUGAGGUUCCGCGAGGCCAACCACAAUGGAGGCUAUCUAAGGUUUACGGAGAUGGUCUCCCAGCGCAAGAUGGGCCUGGGAGCCCAGCAGCUCAACCAGCGGCCCACCAAUGGCACUGGCACGGUCAUCGUGGCGACGCCCCAAAACACCAUACAGCACCUGCCCACGCAGAUAGCUGGAGAGGUAAGAGCGGCCGCCUUGAAUAUACCUGGUUUCCAGCUUCUCGAAUGGCUGAUGCAGCAUCACCUGGAUGUGCCCGAGUUGUACUUCCUGGUGACCGCCUUGAUUAUGGGUCAACCCGUCAAGGUUCUGGCCACCGAGCACACAAAGUUCGACCUUGACAGGGUGUGGUCUUUCCUCUGGGGAGCCCCCGUCUCAGCCAACACGCAGCUGCCCAAGCUCAAUGUUUGCCCCGAAGGAGUGUGCGUCCUCCUGGCCAUGGUUCGUGGGAUUGUGCAUGGCGGGGAGUGUGCUCCUUGGCUACACAGCCACCCGGAGACCAUCAUCCAGCUGCUGUUCAGCCUCUACCAGAAUCUCAGUGACUUUGCGCCAGUUAUGAUGGCCGGGGAUGUGGUCACCUCAUUGGUGGCAGUGCUCUUUCCUCCCACCUCGCGUUCUUCAGAUUCCGAACCCAACAGCGGAGCCUCUACGCCCACUGAUGGCACUGGCAGCAGCUUCGUCCUGCCUCCACCGGAAACUUUACACGGAGCGCAGCAGCCAAAGCUAACCGCUCAUCCGGUUUGCAAGUGCAUCAUUGACUUCCUCCGCGUCAUAGUGGUGGAUUCUCUUGGCCUCAAUAUGCAAAACAAGGCCACGCCAGUCAUUGAUCUUGUCUUGGAUGCAGCUCCGGACACCGCGGAACUUCCUCUGCAGGUUCAGUACCAAACACAGAUCAUCAUUGCCCUGAUGGAUCACCUUCUCGCGGCGGAUGUGCUGGUGGGUGAGCAGGCUGCCCUGCCGCUGGUGCCGCUCCUGCAAAGCCAAACCCAGCACAUAGCUCCCAAUGUCUUCUACCUGACCGCCCGCAUCGUGGACAAGCUGUGGCAGGGCUGCCUGGCCCGCAAUCCACACGACAUCUUUGACUUUGUCAUCAAGCUAAUUGCCCAGGCCAAGCGCCGCUCCUCGUCGCUCUCGCUGGAGCACCUGCAUCACUCGCUCAACCGCAGCAUCCUUUUCCUGCUCUCCCGACCCACCGAUGACUCGCGGACCGACCAGGUCAGCGUGCUUGAGGCUUUGCACAAGAUCAUCCAGCACCGACUGCUCAUCUUUGGAGCUGGUAACCACGAGCUGGAGUUCAUUGGCUGCCUCACCUACUGCCUGAUGCAGCUGACGGCGGACAUGAAGAUAAUCCUGGAACCGGCCACCAGUAGGAACACCACCUGGCAUGUUAAUCCGCAAACGGAGACGGUGGAGCCCAAGGAUGAGGAUCUCAACCAGCUGCAGGGACGCAACCUGAUUGUGGGAGCCGCCUUCCGCGUCUGGGAGGAGCUGUACGUGUGCAAGAAGCCCGCCAUCGAGGAGGUCUUCAAGGUCUCCCUGACGCCACCGCCGGCCAAUUCCAAGGCGCCCGAUCUGCAGACCACGCGGGAGCAGGUAAUGGAGCUGGCCUCCAAGCUGUGGUUCAACUAUGUUGAGGCUGAACGCAAGGCCUCCUACCGCGCACCCUGGGAGCUGCACACCCAGAUUCAGUCCAAGAUCCAGAAGGUCACCGGUGGCCUCUCCCGCCUGACCAGCCGCACCAAGGCCAAGAAGGAGGAGCUGGUGCGCACCAAGUCCACGAUGAGCCGGGAGGCAGCCUACGAGUCCACUGGCAUCCAUGUGCAGCUUGUGAAGGAUCUUCUUGAACUGCGCACGAAGCAGUACCAGCAAAUGAUGCAGCACACCCAGCGCUAUGUUUACCAGGACUGGGUCCAGUCGGAGACGGAGCUUACCCGCGAGCGGGGUUUGUGGGGUCCCGCCGGCAGCUGCUCGCUGGACAAGUGGAUCCUUGACACCACCGAGGGCCCCCACCGCAUGCGGAAGAAGACGAUGCGCAACGAUGUCUUCUACCUGCACUAUCCCUACCGUCCGGAGCUGGAGCUAGCGGACAAUCGUCAGCUGAAGUACAAGGUGGCCUCUAGUUUGGACAGCAAAACCUACGCACUGCAUGGCCAGCAGCAGCCACGCAUCCUGGCGGAGGCGGGGGCGGAUCAGCAUUCAAUGCACCAGCAAAGCUCCCUGGAGGCAGUGCAUCCUCACCGCUUGGAGGCCAGUAGUAGUACCUCAACCCCUCCGCCUCCCAUCUCUCCCAAACUGGUGGGUCACGGCUCGGCUCCUUAUCCCCAGGAGUCGAUUGAUGGCAAUGCUCCAGAAGAUGACGAAGAGGAGGAGGACACCUCCAUGACCAGCGAUAAUGAGACCUUCCUGCGGCUGCUCGAAGAGCAGGAGAAGAUCAGCUUCAUGUUCCGUUGUGCCAGGGUCCAGGGACUGGACACCUUCGAGGGCCUGCUGCUCUUUGGCAAGGAGCAUUGCUACAUUGUGGAUGGUUUCACGCUGCUGAAGAACCGUGAGAUUCGGGACAUAGACACACUGCCUCCAGGGGCCUACGAGCCCAUUAUACCCAACUCUGGAGGCACCUCCUCCAGCACUUCGCGGGCCGUGAGUCACAAGCUGCGGCAGUGCUCCAAGUUUGCCUACGAGGAGAUCCGGGAGGUGCACAAGCGUCGCUACCUGCUGCAGCCCAUUGCCCUGGAGGUGUUCUCCGAGGAUGGACGCAACUACUUGUUGAGUUUUCCCCGCAAGGUUCGAAACAAGGUUAAUCAGAGAUUCCUGGCGCUGGCCACGGCUUUGAAUGACAAUGCCCAGCAGUCGGUGGCGGGACAGAAGCGCACGGCCAGCGUGGAGCAGACGGCGGGCAUCUUUAGCGGGUUAAUCGGCGAGACUUCGGUGACGCAGCGUUGGGUGCGGGGAGAGAUCUCCAACUUCCAGUACCUCAUGCACCUGAACACCCUGGCCGGGCGCAGCUACAACGACCUGAUGCAGUACCCAGUGUUCCCCUGGAUCCUGGCUGACUACGACUCCGAGGAGCUGGACCUCACCAACCCCAAGACCUUCCGCGACUUUUCGCGACCCAUGGGUGCCCAGGCUGAGGAGAGAUUGGAGCAGUUCCAAAAGCGCUUCAAGGAGUGGGAUGAUCCCCAUGGGGAGACUCCACCCUAUCACUAUGGCACCCACUACAGCUCCGCCAUGAUAGUGUGCUCUUAUCUGGUGCGUCUGGAGCCCUUCUCCCAGCCCUUCCUCAAGCUGCAGGGUGGUCACUUUGACCUCGCGGACCGCAUGUUCCACAGCAUCAAGGAGGCCUGGCUAUCGGCCUCCAAGCUCAACAUGGCUGAUGUCAAGGAGCUCAUCCCGGAGUUCUUCUACCUGCCCGAGUUCCUGAGCAACUUUAACAGCUUUGAUCUGGGCACUAAGCAGAACGGAGAAACCCUUAACCAUGUGAUCCUGCCGCCUUGGGCCAAGCAGGACCCGCGGGAGUUUAUACGCCUGCACAGGAGCGCCCUGGAGUGUGACUACGUCAGUCAGCAUUUGCAUUUGUGGAUCGACUUAAUCUUUGGCUGCAAGCAGCAGGGACCCGCUGCCGUGGACUCGGUCAAUGUGUUUCAUCAUCUCUUCUACGAGGGAAAUGUGGAUAUCUACAACAUUGAUGAUCCCCUCAAGAAGAAUGCCACCAUUGGCUUCAUCAACAACUUUGGCCAGAUUCCCAAACAGCUUUUCAAGAAGGCCCAUCCCGCCAAGAAAAUGGGCAGCUCCCGCCACUCGGCUCUGAUUGAUCCCACAGCUCUGAUCCAAGGCAACAGCACAGUGCUCCAGACCGAUCGCCUGUUCUUCCACAAUCUCGACAAUCUCAAGCCCAGUUUGCAGCCCAUCAAAGAGCUCAAGGGACCCGUUGGGCAGAUACUGCAGCCCGACAAGACCGUGUUUGCCGUGGAGCAGAACAAGGUGAUGAUGCCGCCUUCGUACACCAAGUACAUAGCCUGGGGUUUCGCUGAUCACUCCCUCCGCGUGGGGCUAUACGACACAGAUAGGGCUUCCUUUGUGUCCGAGGCGGCGGCCCAGAACUCUGGGGAGAUCCUGACCUGCGCCUGUCCCAAUGCCAAAAUGAUUGUCACCGCCGGCACCAGUUCGGUGGUGACCAUCUGGAAGUUUGAUGCAAACCGCAAGAGUUUGAGUGUGAAACACUCUUUGCAUGGACACACCGAUGCUGUGACUUGUCUGGCGGCCAGUGCCGCCUACAAUGUCAUUGUCUCUGGUUCAAGGGAUGGCACUGCCAUUGUCUGGGACAUGACUAGGUUUACCUUCGUGCGCCAGUUGCGUGGGCAUGCGGGCGUAGUGGCUGCCGUGGCCAUCAACGAACUCACCGGCGAAAUUGCCACCUGCUCGGCCACUUGGCUGCACGUGUGGUCCAUCAAUGGCGAUGCUUUGGCCAUGGUCAACACCUGCGUGGGCAGUGCAGACCGCAUGCAGCAGAUCCUUUGCGUGGCCUUCUCCCAGAUCCGCGAGUGGGACCAACAGAAUGUGGUCAUAACGGGCUCCACGGAUGGCGUAGUGAGGAUGUGGUCUCUGGAGCACACACAGGUGCCCAUUGAUCGUAAACUGAAGCGAGGGAUUGAGGUCAACUCUCAGGACAAACCCGACUCGGCCUCUUUGGACAGCAAGGACAAUAAGGACGAAAAAAUGAGCCUAUUCAAGCAAAUGAAAAGCCUUUCGCAGCCGGAGGAAGAAGAGCAAGAGAUUGUAAAGUCCGCCUCGGAAAGUAGCAUUUCGGAGGCCUCUCAGCACAGCAAGGAGUCGAGCAAGUCGGCAGAGACUGGUGCCAAGGCAGAGGAGCCGUUGGUUGAACGCAGAAAUAGCUCAAUUUCGGGAGCUAAGUCGCUGCAUGAAAUGAAGUCGGCCACUGUGGAGGCGCCUGGGUGCAGCAGCUCUGAUCCCAAAAGCAAUGAGGAUGAACAUGCCAUCAGGCCUAGCAAAUCGGAUACAAGCCUGACGGAUGGUUUCGUUGUUAUAGACAAUGACAGGCAUCAUCGUGGCGAUCAAGUGCUAAGAAAAGGCUUCCGCUGGCAACGUCAAUUAAUGUUCCGCUCAAAGUUGACAAUGCAUACGGCCUACGAUCGCAAGGAUAAUGCAGAGCCUGCCAGCAUAACAGCGCUCACUGUAUCCAAGGAUCACAAGAUUCUCUAUGUUGGCGAUGCCCGUGGUCGCAUAUUCUCCUGGAGCGUUACGGAACAACCGGGUCGUGGAGUGGCUGAUCAUUGGCUGAAAGACGAGGGAGCUGAUCAGUGUGUCAAGUGUCAUGUCAAAUUCACCCUCUAUGAGAGGAAGCAUCAUUGCCGAAACUGUGGGCAAGUCUUUUGCAACAAGUGCAGCCGUUUCGAGUCGGAGAUCUCUCGCCUUCGCAUCCUGAAGCCAGUUAGGGUGUGCCAGGCCUGCUACAGCCAGCUGCGAACGAGCUCCUUUGACAAUUAGGGGAAGAGCAGGUCGGAGAUGCGUUUAUGUGUAACCGAAAAAAGACGUUAGGGGACUUUUAAUUAACUUAUUUAAUGCAAUUGUAUUUCAAUUUCUCUGUUUUAUAUUUUUAACCAAAUCAAGUUGAGCUAAUUUCAACCAAAGGCUGUUAUAUGAUUUUAUAUUUUAUUUAACAUUAGUUAAACGAAUUUUUUACACACAACCAAGUUGCAAUAUAAUUUUAUGCUUAUUUAUACUAUUUAUAUUUUAUACACCGAAUAAAACCAAUUAAUGUUGCUUAUUCACCCGCAAGCAUUGACAAUUUCUAGUUGUGUAAAUCACUAUAAAUAUUGUGUAAUUAAUGGUAGACCUCCGCUGCUUACCCAUAUGGCCAGCGCACAAAACUAACUAAUAUCGUAAUCGAAGCUUAAUGUUUCCCCCCAGCGAAACCAUCCGCUGAAUGAAAGAACACACCAACAAGCACCGCCAGUUAUAUCAAUUACGAAAUGAACUCAAAACACUUUGAUAGCAAAUAAAGACAGCAGUUUACAAAGGAGAAGAGCCCGCAACUUUUGCAGGAUCUCGAAUACGAACACGUUUUAGCACACAACACAGAAACCUCACACUGAACUCUACAAAAUAAAUACUUCUAACGGCAUGUAGAUUAUCUCAGCAUUACUUUCAAACGCAAGGUAAUAAAAGCAAUUACAAAAUAUAUUAUAAAUGAGUCCCCAAAUGUAUAAGCAAUCCUUUAAAUUGCUGAUUAAAUAAACUAAAGUAUAGCCAUUCUGUCGAUGAAGUUCUAUGAUUCCGAAAUAGCAUUCAAAACACUUCAGCUUUAAUUCAAAACAUUCACUUCCAUCGACUUUUCAAAUACUGUAAAUAUAAAAGACAAAUAAAUAAUAAUAAAAAUGCAUAACAAUUAGACAAUGAAUUUAGAUAAAUAAAUAUGUAGAGAUUGUAGAGAAAGCAUUAACAAAAAUUCGGUAUUUUGUAGAGAAUCUACAUGUUGCAUUGAUAAUAAUUUACAAAUAUUAUGUACUUGUGGCAGUUAAUAUACAUAUAUACGUAUAUAUAUAUAUAGUGUCCCUUCAACUCUGUCGAAUCCCGAACUCUAUCUAAAGACUUGAGCAUCACCGAAGCCCCAAGACCCUCUCUACGAACAUUUCAAUGAACUAUACCCAUGCAGCUAAAAGACUUCAAAUGUUACAUUUCAAAUAAAGAGGAAGGAAAGAGGAAUCCUAGCCACUUAAGUCCAAUACGAAAGGAUCACCACACACCAAAACAUAGAGCAACAACCUAUACUUACUACAUAACCCAUAUAUAUUACCAAAAAGAAUUAUAUGAAUACAAAUAUAAAUAUAUAUUUACUGUUAGUUUGUGAGAUACAAAACAUAAAUAUGGCGACAAGCCAAAUGGGCUAAAUACAAUUUAAUAAAAUGAA